AUGGAGGUGACGCCGCCUCCAAGAAAGAAAGCAACCAGACGCCAGCAAGAGGUGGAUGCAGCGGAGUCAUUGCUUUCAAAAAGCAGGGAUAUGCCGCCGACUCCUGUCAAAUCGAGGAGGGUUCUUGAGCAAACACCACCACCAGCAAAGAAGAUCCAGCGCCAGAAAGAGGUAGAUGCAGUGGAGUCGUUGCUUUCGAAGAGCAGGGACGUGACACCCACACCGGCCCAGUCCAGGAGGGCGCUUGAGCAAACACCACCGCCAAAAAAGAAGACCCAGCGCCAGCAAGAGGUAGAUGCAGUGGAGUCGUUGCUUUCGAAGAGCAGGGACGUGACACCCACACCGGCCCAGUCCAGGAGGGCGCUUCAGCAAACACCACCGCCAAAAAAGAAGACCCAGCGCCAGCAAGAAAUGGACGCCGUGGAGUCGUUGCUUUCGAAGAGCAGGGACAUGACACCUCCACCAGUCAAAUCGAGGAGAGUGCUCGACAAAGCCCCACCGUCAACAAAGAAGACCUCACCCCCAUCCGAGGUAUCCGGCAAAGACAAGCUGGAGAGUUCUCCGCUCCAGGAUGAGAAGGUGGUAACCAACGCGGCCCAGCAUGCAAAGCUAGAUGAUGAGAGGCGCAGCUUGUUGGGCAAGCUGUUCCAAGGCAUCGAGAGCGUCUUGCAAUUGAGGGCCUCCAGGUACAGGCACACUCCGGUUGACACUCUCCGCGAGUGCGUGGAGGCCUGUACCGGCCGAGAUCUCACCAUGGAUCGUUUGCAGCAGGUCCUCGCGCUGGCGGAGGGCAUGUUGGAGGCUGUGUGGAUCGGCAGUGACAAGCCCUACCUGGCGGUGGAGCAACGGGCGGGGGGGAAGCUUGCGCGGCCACAGGGCGCCGAGGUGGCGGAGAGAAGCGCCAAGUUCCGGGUGGCGAUGGAAGCCACGGCGGUGCCUCGCAAGGAGCUGCCUGCAUGUCCCGUGCUUCGGGCGCCAGAGGCGAUGGAGCCAAAACCGGAAGCUCCCGUGGACCCGCAGGCCGGCGAGGCGGUCGCGGCGAAGGUGGCGGAGCUGGCCAAGCUGCCGGCCUUGAAGUGCACUGGCAGCACCCAGCAGAGGAUGAUGGCCCUGCGAGCGCGGGUCGCAGCCAAGAAGGCCAUUGUGGACACCGAGGCCUCGCACGAGGCGGAGUUUGUGAAUUUGCAGAGUCGCGUCAGUUCCUGUGAGGAUGCCCUGGCGGCCCGCGCAGUUCUGGUUCGCUUGUUUGCUUACUCCGGUGAGGGGAAGGAGGCCACGGUGAAUGAGAAGAAGAUCCUCUCCGCGCUCUGCUCCUGCAGCUUCAACGAGCAAUGCACGCGCCUGGUGAGCGUGGAGGCGGGCAAGAGCGCCUUGGCUCGGCUGAAGGAGCUGGGCGACGGGGUCUGGUUCUCGGUGGUCCAGGCCAAGCACUCGGACGACACCUUCUGGCGCUUGAUUCUGGGAGGUGACCAGGACGCUGUGCGCACCGCCUUGAUGGCAGAGAUGCAAAAACUGCAGGAGGAGAAGCGGAAGUUGGUAUCCAUGGGCUGGUGCCAAGCCGCAAUGAGGCGUCCGUGGCCCCUUGAAGCCAUGAGUUAG
Messenger RNA from Effrenium voratum, 1599 nucleotides. The record is from the annotation of a GenBank genome assembly. Lineage: Eukaryota; Dinophyceae; Suessiales; Symbiodiniaceae.